AUGUCAACUAUUAAAUAUACACUAAGAUUUGUAAUCUGGUUAAUCAUUUACGUUAUUCCCACUGUUUCAUUAUUUAAUAAUACCAGAAUUGAAAGUGCAGAAGACCUGUCAUUUCUCCAACAGAUUGCAGAGUUUGCGAAAUGGGAAGAGCAAAAUCUAUAUCAACGUCCAGCAGAUCCACCAAAGCUACUGCUUCAAUCCAAAAAUUCAAAGAAGACAGAAUCCUCCAAUUCAUCAUUCACUUUACCAAUUGUCAAACAAUUCUUUAAUAGUUCAAAUUUGGUGAACACAUCUAUUUUUGAACAAAUGUCAAGAUUUCGUGGAGACAAAAAAGCUCCUCAUUGGACAGUAAGUACAGGUGUGUUUGCUGAUAAACUGAAGGAAUGGAAGGACGAGGAAGAAGAAUGUUUUGUACCGAUUAAAGAGAUUCCUCAACGACGUCCAAAAAAGUACCGACCAAGAAAAAAAUAUGUACGUCCAGCGCCACCCCCACAACCACAAAAAUGGGCAAGACCGAAUUAUUGGAGCUUUUCAAGUGAAGAAGAUAGUUUUUCCGAUUGGUGGUCAAGUGACUGUAGUGAGAGCGAUUGGUCGAGUGAUGAUGGGGGGAAAUUAUGGUUCUUGGGAAUGAAUGUUGCUCAAGGAGAACCAGAAACAAAACGAAUUUCAAUUAUUCCUUCUAAGAAACUAGUUACAAGAGUAAGUGAGCAAUUUUACAACACAUACAGAAGUAGCUCUCCCAAUAAUGUCAUGAAGAAACGAAAUCUCGAUGAUAGUGAUGACAAGUAUUUUGGAUUUGAUUACGAGAUUCAACCUUGUAUAACAAAUAAUCUUCUGAGAAAUCACGUUACUUUUAAUGUACUAAAUUCCAGAUCUGCUAAAAUUAAAAUGCUAAGUAGGUGCAAAAUAAAGUUAUUGGUUUGUUUUUUUGCAUUACAUAUUUUGUUUCAUUCUUAA
Messenger RNA from Candida albicans SC5314, 957 nucleotides. RefSeq lists its product as uncharacterized. The record is from RefSeq and is a predicted model, not a curated record. NCBI's taxonomy places the organism in Eukaryota, Fungi, Ascomycota, Pichiomycetes, Serinales, Debaryomycetaceae. The transcript has a single exon. The coding region runs from base 1 to 957 and encodes 318 amino acids.